CAGUAGGAAGCAUUUUUCUUGUUCGCGUCGUAAAAUUUGCCAAUUGCAGCAGAAUUUGCGUCAAAACCGGGUCCGCAAUUGCGCGACGGAACACAACUCACCGGAAUCGAUCUGCGCGUUUUAAAAUGAAUGUGUUGCAUCCCAAGCUAGGACACCACUCGCUAGCUGGUUGAGAUGAUUAAAAAAUGAAUGAAGGUGAUUCAGCGGGAGGGCAAAAAGGUCGUACCCUAGCCCUUCCUGCUGGGACUGACCAGAGAGUAUCGAACAUUAGCAGUGUAGGCCAUUUGCCCAUUGGGCCUGUGGUUGCUUCCCCACCAAUGUCCCGUUCGUCUGCCGAUGAAAGACAGCAACAAUUUCAGCAGCUACAGCCAAUGCAGAGCACUGGAGGAUUAACAAACAAACCACUUCAUCAGCAACAAUCAUUCACCAGUAACGUAAACUUGAUUCCGACAGCCGCUGGAAUCGUUCCGUACAAUCAGCAACAACAGUUUGUGUCAGCUAGCAGCGGUGAAAACGUAAUACAUUGCCCUGUGAAUAAUGUGAACAAUGACACAAGUCCUAGCAUUAUUAUCAGAUCUGCAGUGGACAGAGAAGUGCGAUCGCAAAAUUCAAUUGUGGAAUCAAGUGCAAAUAACAGUAAUACCGGCAGUGGUAGAAUAGUUCCCGGUGGAAACAUUCACAGUGACAGUUCAAGUAGUGCAUCAAACAGUGCCAGUGCCGGUGAUAUCUACGUACAAACUGCAAGUAGUGGAAUAGUGAGCGGCCCGGGUGCGGGUGCAGGACUGGGAUCAGAGGAAUCCAUUUCACCAACCGCCCGAAAGCGUCUAAAGUUAGAAAAUCCUCUCGUAGAAAUUGAACAUGACAUUUCCACUUUGAAGAAACAAAUUCUUGAACACAAGUAUAUGAGAUUAAGGAGUAUUAAAGAAAAAUACUCUGAACAUGUAGCAGAACUGUUUUUUCUUCAAUCCGGUGGUUCUAUGAUGGAAUAUCCUAUAUGGAGAAAGAAGCCUCAUACGCCAGCAUUUUUAAACUUUAUGCGAACAUAUAAGCUAGAACCUUUAUCAUCAAAUCUGGAAGAAGCAGGAGAAAUACUAAAACAACAAUCAAGUCGUGCGCUUUCGUCUUCGACGAACGCAAGUGUAUCGAGCCUACCCCAGGGAGCGGAAAUCAAAAUCACUGGUGUUGGUGCGACCCCGGUAGCCGUAUCAACUCAAUUACCAGCCGCCGUGGCUCAGCUAAGUCAGCAAGGCGGCACUCCAAUCCUGCCGGAUCCGAUUGGCAUCGGAGCCAGCACAAGUAUCGAACGGAAGAAACAUCUCUCGGUUAGUAGUUCCGGCGGAGCAACGGCAUCGCCCACGCUUGGAAUAUCUAUGUUGACUGGGGCUGCGGCCGUAUCGAAUGGAGCUUCAGCAUCCGGAAGUGGCAAUAGUUCUGUUGGGCCAACGGGAGCAGUAGGAGUGGGAGUUUUCGGCCACCAGCAGCAUAAUGGUACCUCGUCGAAUGCUGCUACUUCUAGUGGCGGCGGAGGAAACGGUGGUGGUGGAUCCGGCGGAAACGGUGGCAACGGGGGUAAUGGUGGCGGAAACGGUCAAGAUCAGUAUACUAACAAGGCCAAGCAGGAAGUGUACGUGAUGCAGCGGAUACAGGAACUACAGAAGGAAGGGCUAUGGAGCGAAAAGCGUUUGCCCAAAGUGCAAGAGCCACAGCGGCCAAAGGCACAUUGGGAUUAUUUGCUGGAGGAAAUGGUUUGGCUAGCCGCCGAUUUUGCUCAAGAACGGAAGUGGAAAAAAGCGGCAGCGAAGAAGUGUGCCAGAAUGAUUCAAAAGCACUUCCAAGACCGAGCCAUGGCUGCCCAACGGGCAGAAAAGGCGCAGGAGUUACAGCUGAGGCGAAUUGCUGCGUUUGUCGCCAAAGAAAUAAAAAUAUUCUGGGCGAACGUCGAGAAACUGGUUGAGUACAAACAGCAAACCAAGCUGGAUGAGAAACGAAAGAAAGCUCUCGAUCAGCAGCUGAGCUUUAUCGUAGAUCAAACCGAAAAGUACUCCCAACAGCUGGUGGAAGGCAUGAACAAAACCCCUGCCGUUACGGACCGUGGAACAAGCAAAGCUAACAGCCUGAACUCGAGUCGAAUAUCCUCACCUCAGCCAAAAAACAACUCUGACGAAGAAUUCCGACCGGACAGUGAGAACUCGGAUGACGACGAAGAGACUAUUGCGAAAGCCGAAGCGGAAGCAGUAGAAACCAACGAAGAGGUUGCAGCCUUACAGAAGGAGUCGGAGAUGGAUCUGGAUGAUUUUCUUAAAAAUCUUCCUAAGGAUUAUCUGCAAAAUCGCGAUAAAAUAAUACUUUCUGAACCAGAAGGUAGUGAAAAAGGCAGCGAGGACAAUGAUAAGGACUUUUCCGCUGACGAAGAUAGUGGUGACGAUGAAGACACUAUUAUGGAACAAGAAAAGCAGGAGAAGAACGAAGAUCAUAAGAAAGAAAUCGACGAACUGAACGCUGAAAAUGAAAUGAGCAUAGAGGAACUAAUGGCUAAAUAUAAACGGCCACCAGAACAGAAAAUGGAAGUUGAUUCUGAUGAUUCAGAAUCCGUAACGGAUUCGGAAUCGCUAGCGAGUGAAUCGGACGAGGAAGAGCUGUCGUCCUCUGAUGAGGACAUGGCAGGCGAAGAAAAAAAGGGCGAUGAAGAUGUUGGCUUGAAGAAUUUACUGGACGAUGAGAUGGCCAACAAAAGCCAAAGUGAAAAAGAUGAAAUGCUCAACGAUGCGGCUGCCAUUGCCGAGAGCAUACAACCGAAGGGUAACACGCUGUCGUCGACUAGUGUUGUGACUCCGAUUCCGUUCCUAUUGAAGCACACUCUGCGAGAGUAUCAGCACAUCGGUCUUGAUUGGCUGGUGACGAUGCACGACCGUAAGCUGAACGGCAUUUUGGCUGACGAGAUGGGUUUGGGAAAAACGAUUCAAACCAUCUCGUUGCUGGGCCAUCUGGCUUGCGUCAAGGGCAACUGGGGCCCGCAUCUAAUCGUGGUACCUUCCUCGGUGAUGCUGAACUGGGAAAUGGAGUUCAAGAAGUGGUGUCCGGGUUUUAAAAUUCUUACGUACUAUGGCUCCCAGAAGGAGCGCAAACUCAAGCGGACGGGCUGGACGAAAGUCAACGCUUUCCACGUGUGCAUCACUUCGUACAAGCUGGUCAUACAGGACCAUCAAAGUUUUCGGCGGAAAAAGUGGAAAUAUCUCAUUUUGGACGAGGCACAAAACAUUAAAAAUUUCAAAUCCCAACGAUGGCAGCUUCUGUUGAACUUUCAAACGGAACAACGCCUCCUAUUAACCGGAACGCCGCUGCAGAACAACCUGAUGGAGCUGUGGUCGCUGAUGCACUUUCUGAUGCCGCACGUCUUCCAAUCGCACCGAGAGUUCAAGGAGUGGUUCUCGAACCCCAUGACCGGCAUGAUUGAAGGCAACUCGGAGUACAACGAGACGAUAAUCAAGCGCCUUCAUAAGGUACUACGGCCGUUCCUGUUGCGCCGGUUGAAGUCCGAGGUAGAGAAACAGAUGCCAAAGAAGUACGAACAUAUUGUCAUGUGUCGGCUGUCCAAGCGACAGCGAUUUCUCUACGAUGAUUUUAUGAGUCGUGCAAAAACGAAGGAAACCCUCGCAUCCGGCAACCUGCUGAGCGUGAUCAACGUGUUGAUGCAAUUGCGAAAAGUUUGCAACCAUCCUAACAUGUUCGAAGAACGACCCACAAUAUCGCCAUUUCGUAUGGAAGGAAUCAAUUUCCGAACUGCUUCGCUUGUUUAUAAUAUGCUAAACUAUGAUCCGUUCACCCAAGUUGAUUUGUCUUCCCUGAAUCUAGUGUUAUUGCGAAUAGAGUUAGUGUUGUCUGCUUAUGUGGCGCACAGAUCGCAACGGUUGUGCCUGCCGAAGCGGUUAAUCGAGGAGAUCGAUUCCACGCCCGAGCCGGCUCCACGCUGUCCGACCGGAAGGUUAAAACUACAUGUCCGAGUGCCCAAUACGUUGGUUCAGGAAACCAUCAGCAACAACACUAGGGCCGUUAGGGUUGGCACCAGUCCGGCUAUGAAGACUGAAGGAACGCGAUUCGUUCCGCUUGUAAAUUCUUCGCUAGUAGAUAGGAAACCACUGAUUGAGGAAAUCAGGAGUACGCCUGGAUCAGCAACAACGAUUACGUUGGACGAUGCCCAGCCAUCGAUUGUAAAUUUACGUAAAAAAUGUGAUAUUCUUAGCGGUAGCAGUACUAGUAAUAAUAGUAAUAUUAGCAACAACACUACGACCAGCAGAUUGGGUGCUGGACAAGUAGCGCAAAUAGUCCAUACCUCUGCAGGAAGGCAAAUUAUUUUAACGACCAACAGUAGUGGCCAAAUGCUAACGUCCAGUGGACAACGCUUGACUGUCGUUAAUCGAACGGGUAUUCCAGCUAACGCAAACCUAACGAGGUUUUCCAGUGUUUCUCGUGCUGUCCCGGCGGCACAAAAUAGUCAAAGCUCGGCGGCAUCAACCGUCGCAAAUCCGAUAUCUUCUUCACUAGCAGCUUCCAUUGUUCAACAACUUCAGCAUCAUUCCUGCUCUGCCACUGCCAAUCUCACUCCGGAGGAGCUGGAACAGAAAGCUCGCACCGAGUUCUAUCUUGCCAGUGUAGAAGAAUCUCGCAAAGAGCGGAGAGGGCAAAUUUUGGAACUGCUUGGCCGAAUGAACCAGAAACGGUGUGAUUCAGCUCCAAUCUAUGGCGAAGAUUUGCGCGAUUCUGUCAGCAAAAUUUGCAGCGAACAUUUCGCCGAUGUAGCUUCCGUGCCGGCUAUUUCGCUGGGUAGCUUCUACUGUCGACAAGCACAGCAAAACCCUCGCUGGGGUUUGUUAAACGCAAUCAAGACUGUCGAACAGCGAACGGAAGAGUUCCGCUCGUUGUUCAAUAAUUUCGUCAUUUAUGUACCUGCUGUUUGUGCCCCUGUGCCAACGCUCCAUGUUUCGCAUCCACAUCCUUCUAGACAAAAUGAAGAGCAGGAGUACGAUAUGCAAAUUCAGCAAGCGCUGAAACCUACGCUGAAGAUACUUCAUCCGAUCGUUUCGGCAAUGUGUACGCAGUUUCCCGAUCCUCGACUGAUUCAAUACGAUUGUGGCAAGUUGCAAACCUUGGAUCGAUUGCUGAAGCAACUCAAGGCUGGCGGCCAUCGGGUGCUGAUCUUCACCCAGAUGACUCGAAUGUUGGACGUGCUGGAAGCUUUCCUGAACUAUCAUGGUCAUAUCUAUCUGCGGUUGGAUGGCACGACCAAGGUCGAACAAAGGCAACUGCUGAUGGAGCGAUUCAACGGUGACAAGCGAAUGUUUGUUUUUAUCCUCUCAACGCGAUCCGGUGGAGUUGGCAUCAACCUAACCGGUGCGGAUACUGUGAUAUUCUACGAUUCCGAUUGGAAUCCGACAAUGGAUGCACAAGCCCAGGAUCGUUGCCACCGAAUAGGACAAACGAGAGACGUUCAUAUCUACCGAUUGGUGAGCGAAAAAACCAUCGAGGAAAACAUUCUUAAGAAGGCUAACCAGAAACGAAUGCUUGGCGAUUUGGCAAUCGAAGGCGGAAAUUUCACGACAGCUUACUUUAAAAGCUCCACCAUUCAGGAUCUGUUCACCGUGGAUACCGUGGAAGAGGACGCUUCAACACGGCUGGCAGAGGUAAUCGAGCGGGAAAAAGAACGCAAAGAGCGUCUACUGCAUUCGAAUGCGAUUGCCGGUCCAUCGUCCGCUAACCCCAGCACUAUAGCAGCUGCCGACGAAAGUAAAUCAGCUAUCAAUGUGUUCGAAUCGGCAUUGGCCGCAGCCGAAGACGACCAGGACGUACAGGCAGCGAAGUUCGCUAAGGCGGAAGCAUCGGCUGAUUUGGAAGAAUUCGACGAGAACAUCCCGAUCGACCAGGAACUGCACGAGCGGGAACCGGAAAUGAGCAAAGCCGAAAAGGAGGUGCAAAAUCUGAUUAGUCAGCUGAGUCCUAUCGAGCGGUACGCGAUGCGCUUCGUUGAGGAUACCGAAGGAACCUGGACAGCCGUGCGGCUGAAGGCCGUCGAAGCGGAAAUCGAACAGCAGAAGCGCGAAUGGGAAGCCAAUCGGUUGGCCCAGCUGAAACGCGAGGAAGAGGCCGCCAGGCAGCAGGAAGCCGAAGAGAACGAUCUGCUGACGUUCUCCCGCGAGGAUGCCCAGAAUCAGAUUUGGAUAUCUGAUAACACGAUGGAAAAGAUGCCGAUGUGGUGUCCUCCAACGCCUCCGCAAGAUGACAACGACAUCUACAUCGAUUAUUCGCUCGGUUUUCUGUACGAGAGAGAAAUUAUCCCCGAGUCGCAACUGCCUGCGGUGUACGUUAAAAAGGAGUACAAACGUAGUCGGUCGGAGGCGGGUUUCUAUCCGGACGGACGUCGUCCGGCCAAGAUUCGCAAAGAGGAUACCUACUACGCGCCGCGAUCGUUGUUUGACCGUCCCUCUCCGCAGAUCGCCAAGCUACGCAAAGACUACAAAUUGCAACGAUACAAGGGUAUAAUAAAGCCCUUCCCGCUGGUCGGUUUGAAACCUACUAUGCCCAUCAAGCAGCUAGUGGAACCGGAAGGAAUGCCCGAGUGGAUGAUCCACGAAGAUAUGGCCAUGCUAAAUGUCAUACAAAAUCUUCAAGGUCUCCCGCUGAAUCUGAUGCUGGUGUCUCCUGGUCAUACCCCUAAUUGGGAUCUGGUAGCCGACAUUGUCAAUCAAUCGUCACGAACUUACCGCUUGCCGAAGCAGUGUCGCUACCGUUACGAAGCGGUUAUCAUCCCUCGCGAGGAGGGAAAACUACUGGAGAGUCCCAAAAAGCAAAAGAAAAGUAAAAACCCUCUGAAGCAAUCACCGUCCAAGGGAAUGCGAUCCAUGCGUACGGCUCAGCUUUUCACCGGUGACGGAAACUGUUCGUACAUCAAACUGCUGAAACAGAAAUUCGAUAAUCUCAAGCUGGCCUACAGCAAAAAAGCCCCGCAAGCUAAGCAGGUUAUAGCAAACCCGCAGCUGAAAAACCCGAAGCAUGCGGCCGUGCUGGUUGAAUAUGGGAUUACAAACUACGAAGCCCCACUGACACCGGUGGAGAUUGCUACCAGGCGAGCGGAACGGAUUUCGAAGGAAAAACAGAAAAAUGCCGUAUUGAUGCAGGGACAAGAGCAGCUUGUUCAACAGCAGCAGCAGCAGCAGCAACAACAGCAGCAGGCACAACAACAAGCCCAGCAGCAGCAGCAACAGCAACAACAACAGCAGCAACAAACGCAAGUCCAGGUGCAGGUCGCUCAACAGGUGCAGGUCGUUCAACCACAACCGCAUGUGAUUCAACCGCAGGUAUCGCAGCAAAUUCAAAUUCAGCAGCACACGCAACAUGUUUCCGCCGGUACACCGGGCGGCGGUCAGGUGCAGCAGGCCACAAUCGUUGUUUGUGGUGUUGGCACCAACACAUCGCCCACCGUGGCCACUCUCGUGCAGGCACCCUCGAUCCAAACCGGUCGUCCACAACCCGUGGUGAACAUCUGCUCCACCCCGAGUCAACAGCAAAUUGUUAAGGCCAUCGUAGCCAGUCAACCAAAUCAAAACCUGCUGACCCAGCAACUAGCCGUAGCUCAGAACAAUCCGCAACAGCAAGUUUCCGUUGUUCUAACAACCCCUGUUACGACCAUAUCGUCGAACUCGGUACAACUAUCUCAGCCGCAGAUUGUUUCCAUUCACCAAUCGACACCUCAGAUUAUUCAGAGCAGCCCUUCAAUUACUCAAUCCUCCAACACCAUAGUCCAAACUUUGGCGACCCAAUCGCUACCGCAGGUUGUGUCGGUGGCUCAAUUGGCCACCGUCGGUACAGUCAUGACGACCGGUAGUUCAAUCCAACAAUCGCAAGUUGCUGCUCUUACGACGUCCGCUCUCCGAGCUCAGCGAAUUGUCGCUCCACCUGGCACUCUACAAGAGGUGGUUCUUCAUCAGCGUUCCGGAUCGCAAAGCCCAACCGUGGUCAGUGUCAGUGGUCUAGGUCAAGGAUUAACUCAGGCACAACUGCAAACGGCACAGCUACGCCUAUCGAUGGCUGGACAGCAAGUAUCCGGGGUUGUAGCUAAAGGAAUAUCCGUUGGAACGGUAACCAGCGCCGGUAAACCGAUCAACACAUCGCAAAUUCAAUUCCUUCGUCAGCAACCAAUCCGGCAGCAAGUCAAAGUACUUCAUCCCAGUGCCGCCGGGCAACCAGGAACCACCACGGUCCUGCAACAAGCUGCUGGCCAACCUACGUUGGUUAGCCCAGCUAUCAUACAGGGAAAUAUUAUCCAAACUGGAACCGUCGGUCAGACGGUUCAGGUUCAACAGGCUGCUCAGAAAGUGUCCGUUACCACGGUUAGCACUGCCGCAAGCGGAACUGUGACCCAAGCCGGAACGAUUGCCACCGUCCAGGUUGGACCGGGACAGCAAAGGACCCAAUUUAUCAAACAUGUGGGCACAAAACAAAUGAUUACAACCAGACAAGUGACCGAGAACGAGAUGCAACUGAUGGUGAAGCGACAAAUCAUCAGCCAGCAGCAUAAACCACAGCUAAUCCCACAAGCGCAAAUCUUCGCCCCAGCAAACCUACAGGUCCAACAGGCGGGCACUUCAAACCAACAAAUAGCUGCGCUUGUUAAAACGUCCAGCGGUACGGUGGCAGCCACCGGAAUGACUUUGUCUCAAGUGAAAGCCGGACAGAUAAAAACUAUCAGCAAUCAAAGUCAAGUAAGACAACUGCAGCUACAGCAGCAAAUAAUUGCAGCCCAGCAAAGAAAGAGCGGUGGCAAAAUGACUCAAAUCACUCAAGUGACUGGAAAGGCCGGGCAACCGACACAACUUUUUGUGCAAAGUCCGAAGAAUCUACCCGCAGGAACGGUAACGGUUCAGCAGAUACAGCAAGUCAUAAGGCACGCCCAACCGGCUUCCAUUGGAACCGGCGGGCAGAUCGUGCUGGGUAAAACCAGCGUCGGAAGGGUUAUUCCGGUCUCCGUUUCCCAGCAAGCCAACCAAAGACAAACGAUUCAGGUGGUGACAGCGACCUCGGCUGCGCAAGCUAUUGCGGCCGGUAACAUUCGAGCGCACGUGCCGACACAAAACAUCGGUACCAUAAAGGUAGCAGCGGGAGCAACACCUGCCCAACAGCAACAAGCCAUACUCACGGCACUCCAAAACCAACAGAACCAACGCCAAAACAAUAGCCCUGUACGAUUACAAACUUCCGGCGGUUCACUGGUUGCGGUGACGGUUCAGCAGUCACAAACCGUCGCUGCGACUGCCAGUUCCGAGCUGCAACAACAGCAAGCACAACAGUUGACCGUUGCGGCUGCCCAAUCCCAGCAGCAAGCUCAAUCGCAAGCUGCUACGCAACAGGUGCUGCAGAUUCAGGCUCAACCACAACAGAUCAUAACGGCAUCUUCGGGAGCGGUGGCCGAUGGUACAGCAACUGUGGUGCAAGCACAGCAGCAAACGCAACUAGUAACCCAACAGCAACAACAGCAGCAGCAACAACAACAACAACAACAGCAAGUGCAACAACCUACCGUAGUGCAGCAGCAGGUGAGCAUGAUCAAAAAGAAACAAUCUCCAAGUGGGAAGUAGAGACAGAGAGAGAGAGUUUGACGUCGUCUUUAGUGAUAAGUCCAGUGUCCAGUGUGUGCGUGUAAGUAUUAUACUGGUAGUGAGGAACUCAUCCGCUUGGGUUUUGCCAACGUUGAAAAGUUCAAAAGUUCAGAGGCUGAGGAAAUUCAACUUUAAAAUCGUGUGCUAUUAUUUUUUUUUCUCAAUUACGACGUACCUAGAUGCUAAUAAAAGCUUCAAGUUGUUCUAUCGAAGCUGGAAAAUUAAAAUAAGUUUUUUUAAACUAUUGUGAAAUAGUUUAAAAGCUAUUUAAUACCUCUAAAAUGUUUUUCCCGUAACGAAAUUAAACGAACAAUUGUUGUUAUUAUUUUAAAAUAUGAUACACUCUACAUUGAAUAUUGGUCUGUUGUGAUAUCACCCAUACGUUCAAUUUCCGCACUUCAGUUGUUUACUAAAGAUUUCUUAAGUUUUGUGUGAAACUUUUAUAGUUUUUAGUCUCAUCGUUUAUAUGAAUAAUUUAUUUUUGCAAACUAAAUCACGUUCAAAAGCUAGUCCUUCUGUACUGGUCGGAGCACGCCAAUACCUUACAUGUGACAAUACUCAAAUUGUCAUUUGAGAUAUGCGAAUGUAUAGGUUGUAAACAGGAGGAACCAUUCUGACCAUUUAUUAGAAGACGCAGUCUUCAUUCGAUGAUAAGUGAAAAGGGUCUGAAGCUAAUAAACGUUCUCGUGAAAUGUGGAAUGACUUUCUGCAGCUGCUGGAUGUGUUCUUCCACGUUCCCGUCUUACUUACCUUACUUUAGCGGCGACGGUUGGUCAUCGAUCCUGCGCCGAACGAAUUCUGUAUAUCGAACGAACUGGUUUUUCGAACGAAAGUGAAUUCUUCGAAUUCUUUAUUCCGCCAGCAAAAUCAAAUUGGUAAAACAACUCGUUCGAAAUAAGUCGAACGAAAUAAAGAUCCGUUCGAAAUACAGAAUAGGGGUGAUGAUUCAUGUCCGUACAGGACCUCCGGGAGAAUUAGUGUUCUGUAGAGUGCUUGUUUUGUGUGAAUUUGCAAACUACGGGACUUCACCUGGCUACGUAAUCCGUAGAAAGUCCGAUUUGCGACUACAAGUCGUUGUUUUCCUUUGCGACUUACAUCGUUGUCACAUGUCACGAUCAUACCAAGGUAUAUGAACUCCUCAAUUACUUCAUAUCAGGUCGUAUGAAUAAAAGAGUUCGAGCAAAUGCUCCCAUACGAUUUAAACAGGAAAAGCAAAGUAAACUGUUUUAUUCAUACGGCCUAUUGUUCCCUAUCCAGUUCCACCUCAGCAUCAACACCAUUUGGACUCCUACGUUCGCUGUCAAAAUGUAUUCCAGCGUUUUUAGUAAGCGUAAUUAAUUUUGUCAGAAAAGCGCGUUUUAACAUUAUCUGCCAUUAGUUGAUUUCCUUUGACUGAAUCGUACGAUGAGUCUGCGAGUUGUACUCCCGGAACGUGUCUAGCAACUGACGCUGGGUAAACAUUUGAUCCAUCGUGGAGCGCCCUCAUAAAAACCGUCUUGGUACUCGCCGACGAAGAACUCAGAAACGGGCUCAGUCUACAGAACAGGGUACAGGAAAGCAUCUUAUAGGCAGAAUUGAGCAAUGUAAUGCCUCGAUAGUUUUUACACUCGAGUCGAACUCUUCUUUUGAAAAUAGGGCAAAUGAGGCAUUCCAAUCACUCCUUCAGCAUUUGCUCUUCCUCUCAGAUUCUGACAAUAGUCGGGUGGAUUGCUUUAUAUAGCCGCUCUCGCUCCGCUUUUAAUAGUUCAACCGGGAUACCGUCCUUCCCAACAGCCUUACCGUUUGUCAGCUUCUCGAACUUACUCUUUAUAACAUGUUUUUUUGAAGGAACUUAGCGUUAAAUUGACAAACUGAGUAUGUCGUUGACAGCGGGUUGAUCCGCAGCCGUGUUGGGCUACCUGAGCCCAAUUUGGCGGGCGUCUCAGAUCCUUUUCUCCGCACCGUCGUCCGGCAUCCACGGUUUCCAGGCUGGAAACAUUCCAGCUCACCUUAACCCAGCGAUAUUCGCCAGGUUUUACGAUGUGAAGCUCUCCAAACCUGUGUCUGUAGCUCGUGAUUCAUACAUCUCCAUCAUUAUUCGCUUUUAGUUUGCACAUCGCCAAAUAUCGCAGCACCUUUCCCUCGAAAACUGCAAGGACGGGUAUGUCUUCCAUGUGCAGCGUCACAGCUUCAUGUGCAUAAAGAACUCACGGUCCAAUGAGGGUUUUGUAUUCGCCAUCAGCUGUAAGAGUUCAGGCAAAUACGGGCUGGUACUACGAUCCUAUUGACUCUUACAGUCUCUCUCAGCUAAGACUCGAACAUACCUUCCAGCAGCGUCGCACUUCGAGGCUAUCUGGGAGGCAGCGGCUACCAGCAAUACAAGUACUCCUUUACCAUUUCGCCAUCUACAGCUUCCAUCGGUGGCAAACGCGCGUGCCCGUCUUCUUUGAGCCUCCACCUUUCAUGUGCUUGAUCUUCGGCAUUUAUGUAUUUUUAGCUCAAUUCUAGAGUCCGCUUUCAGUCUGGUGUAAAUUGCCUCUGCCGACACAAAGUUUCUGGCUAUGAUAUCAAAGUCAUCUGCAAAGCCUAACCAUUGGCUACUUUUGCUUAAAAUCGUGCCUCUCGCUUAGAUGCGCCGUCUUCGGAUCACUUCCUCUAGAGCGCUGUUGAAAAGUGUCACCUUGUCUCAACCCUUGCCGCCUCUCGAAGGAACUUGAGUGUAUCGGAGAUGCGCACGAAACACAUAACUCGAUCCAAUGUAGCUCUGAUCAGUCGCGUCAAUGUGUCCGGAAAACCGGGCUAGUGCAAUAUCUGCCAUAGCUGGUUUCGAUCGACAAUAUCGUAUGAUGCUUUGAAGCCAUUAAAGAUGUGAUGCGAUGGCACGUUGUACUCUCAACAUUUCUGCAAGAUCUGUCAGUUAGUAAGAAAUUUUUCCGUAGUGGCACGUGCCCGUCACCACUCCGCUGGUGUAGUACUAUGAUGGUAAUUGGUCCUUCGUGGUAACUCUGUUGCUGGGAUAUUACACUAGCUUCCAUGUGCACUUCUAAAUUGUUUAAAUUGUUUAUGUGUUUAUACCGUUGUAACCGGACAGUGGUCCGUUUGCUGCAUAAUUUGUGCUUCAAAACAGCGCUUGGAGAAAAAUUCGUGAUUGAGCUCGUACACUACUUUGGUUGAGAAGCCAUGGAAAAUCGGCCCUCACCUUUAGGGUAUCAGCUAUCAUGGAUUGCUCGGCACAGAUUUUUCCUGGUUACUCCAGGUUGUUCCAUUACAGGCGACGGAGAGCAAUCGAAUCGAAUCGGAAUCAACUAUUGCGUUGUAUAUUCUUUAACCGAUCAACGCCCUUUAGAAAAACUGUGGGAUGCUUUAGCAACUAUGUAGCUGAUCUAGGCGAACUUCCAGGUCCAUGAUGUAGGACUUUCUUUUAAUCAGUUCACCGCCGACAUGAUAGCCAAAAAGGAUUGUCCGUUUUUUCCUGGAGAACGAUACAACCGAAAAGCUAAUAUUAAGCACCAUUAUAUUCGUUACGGGUUCCGGACGAAACCAUCUUGAAAGGCUCUCCAGUUGUUGUUGCAGAAAGAUGUUAAUAAACAUCUUAAGAUCAUCAGCAACGAAAAGUCUGGGUCCUCGUAGCGAAAAGUUCACAUCGUUGAAGUAUAGUACAAUAAUAAGUGGGCCCAGGUGGCUGCCUUGUGGAAUAGCGGACAUAGCAAUAAAUCCGCUGGAUAUUGAUAAUCCGAUUUUAACAGCCAUAUGCCGGUAAGCCAAGUAGGACUUCAGCCAUAGCAAUAGGUAGCCGCGAAGCCCCAAGUCCUCUCGAGCUUGGCAAUCGUUGUAACUUAUCAUAAGCAGCAGAGAGGUUGGAGCAGGUUGCAUCCGUUUGGAAACGCCUCGACAUGGUAUCAUGUCUUCUUUCUGUUCCAUCUCCAAAUGAAAGGUCAUUGAAGAACUCAGUUAAGAAUAGAUUCUUAGCAGACUAUGUCAAGUUUCAGCGUGAUAGCCCAUACGCGAUUGGAUCAUGUUCUCAUAGAACGUGCCCGGAUCAAGACUAGUAGUUGAAUCGAGUGAAGGCUAUUCCUUGCUGGACUGGCAUAGUAAAAUCACUGACAAACUAACAUGCCACAUAGAAGAAAAUCCUUUAAAAACCAUCGUCCUUCACAUUUUGCUUGUAUGCUAGCACCUUCUGUUAUGCAUGUUAUGGAGUAACUUAUAUUUGUAGGGCUUAUAUUGUAGGACUUUUACAUUUGUUUGGUUUUAUACCGAACACUGCAAUGUGGCCAUGCUGCAAAACAUGAUUUUUUUUAUAAAUGAGCGGUUUUGCAUGAAUGAUGGAAUUAAUACGGGUAUCUCGUCUGUUUGUCUGUGGUAAAAUAAACUACUUGUUCUACUUUGUCUUCCUGGCGCUUUUCCUUCUCAGGAUAAUGCUUAAUUUGUUUCACAGCAAGGGCUAAAUUUUCCUUCGCGACAAUGUUUAGCUAGUUUUGCACGGUCUUUGGCCUUCACCGACUUUGAAACGUGCGUUGGCGAUUU
This is a messenger RNA of Sabethes cyaneus, 14153 nucleotides long. It is a transcript of the gene dom, whose product is annotated as helicase domino. Lineage: Eukaryota; Metazoa; Arthropoda; Insecta; Diptera; Culicidae. Gene Ontology annotation, cellular component: Swr1 complex. The coding region runs from base 186 to 9626 and encodes 3146 amino acids. Gene Ontology annotation, molecular function: ATP-dependent chromatin remodeler activity; ATP hydrolysis activity; ATP binding. The transcript is spliced from 18 exons. The record is from RefSeq and is a predicted model, not a curated record.